GUAUAAGUAUCAACAGUCCCCACUUCCUUGCCGAAGGACAACAGAAGUAGUCGGCAGACACAUACAAUUUUCAUUUUUGUGUCGCUGUUAAAGCAGAGGCACAAUUGCAAUCCAAUUGGACAACUAGCAAUAACCGUUAGUGUUUCAAAGAUGCAUUGGUGGCGCCAUUCCAAAUAGAUGCAGAUGCCGCUGCACUCGACGCACCGUACAUAGCCGAAAAAUGAACAAUUUGGAGCACGUCAAGCACUUUUAUCCAGAAAAUUACAAAUUGGAUCUCUCUGAGACAAUGAAGGCGGCAUUAUCCAAAGGCCCAGUGGCCGGGGGCGUGGUCAAUGCAGUAAGCAGUAACAACAGUAGCAGUAGCAGCAGCAGUAACAUAACCAGCUCCAUGGGCGGACCAACACACACCGAAAUGCUACAACAGCAGCCAAACGCCGGCGUUGGCUAUGUUACCGAGAAGCUUUAUAUGCUGCUGCAGCUUUAUCUGCAGAACAAGGGCUGGAACCCGAGCGCCGAACUGUUGCAAUGCUUCAGUGAUCUGAAGGACAACGCCAUGCUGCCCAGUGCCGCCUACUUGCAAGUCCUGGCCAAUCGACUUACUCUGGACUCACAGGGGCGACUUAUAUUGCGCGACAAUGGAAAGAUUGUGCUGCCCUUUGAGCAUUUUGCCAAUGCGGUAAUGUUGAAGCACAUGUCGGGACCGCAUGGUCUGCAUCUCAGUGUAGACGCCACAGUGCGCGCGGUCAUUGAGUCGUACACCAUUGGACGAGAUCAGUUCGGCAUGGAAAAGGAGUUUAUUGUUGAAGUGGUGCAAUCGUGUCCCAGUCCGGCCUGUCGCUAUUAUAAGAAUCACAUGGGCAUAUCCCCUAUGCCAUUUAUGGAACAACAAUAUCCUGGCGUUAAUACGCCUGACUUUUUGCAGCGUCUAUCGCAUCUCCCCCCAAGCGCUGCGGCAGGAAGUAGCGCUACAGUUAGUUCGGCUGUUGCCAGUGCUGCUAGUGGCGUACCCAGUGGCAGCAACAACGCUGCUCCUGUCGAGAUUGACUUGUCCAAAUCGAGCGGCUCCAAGGUUCCGCCCCAGUUGCAGCACUUAACUAAACAACAGCAGAGUAGCAUACAAUCGCAGCUAUCGCAAAUAAGUGCGGCCGCUGCUGUCGCGCAUCAUCAGCAGCAUCAGCAACAGCAGCAACAACAGCAGCAGCAACAACAGCAACAACAACAACAGCAGCAACAACAGCAGCAACAGGCUCAUGCUCAAGCACAGGCAAAACACCAGCAACAGCUGACAGCCGCAUUGAUUCAACAGCAAAAUCGCGUGCUCGCGCAGCAGAGCCUGGAGAAGCUUGGCAAUCUAAGUGCUUUGGAGAAGCAACGUGUAUUCGCACAGCUCGAUCCCAAGCAUUUUGACCCAAUGGCUGUUGCAGCAGCAGCUGCCAAUUUGCAAAUUCAAGGCAUGAUGCAGUCACAAGCGGUGGCUGCAGCUGUCGCCUCUAAUCAGCAACAGCCGACGCCGUUAACUACGACUAACUCCUCGGCAACAGUCGGAUCUAGCAUUGGGGCACAGGUGCAUCAUACGCAUCAUUCCUUGCCACCGCCUUCACAAUCGCCACACUCGUCGUCAUCGUCUUCCUCUCACUCAUCGAUGGAUCAGUUUACGCAUAAGAAUAUCUCUGAUUCCUUGCGAUCCAAUUUGGAGUCAAUUGAAUCAAAUAAAGAUCUGUUGGCGUUGCAUAAUGGCGCCUGGGCCAGUCACGAUGCCAAUCGGAUUGAUCACAUGGCAGUUGGCCAGGACAAGAUUGUGCGCAUAUUUUCAGAGCUAAUGCGAAACAUGUCGCGCAUGAAGACAUACAUACGGCCUUCCAUGUGUAAGCCCUAUGGCAAGCAAAGCGAGAGUUUGCAGAAGACUCUCAUGGACACCAUUCAGAUUGUGCAAACGUUGCGCAAUUGCCUACCGGCACCCCACAUUCCUGUUUCGUCCUGGAAGAGCGAAAGCGAGGGUACUGUCGGUGUGGGUGUAGGCGUGGGAGUGGGCGUGCCACAAGGCAUGGGUAUGAAUACGCUUGGCUUGCAAUCCAAUCGAACGGAUAAUCUGCACUGAAUUGGAUUGGAAAGCUCACAAUCGAAUCAAAAUUAAAUUACAUUAGGUAAUAUCUUAUAUUCCUGCGAUUCCGAGCAUCAUACAGUAUUUACAUAGAAUAGAAUUUCAUCUUUAUAGGCUUGGCUCAUGGUUUUCCAAUUACCUAUUAUGUGCCAUGUUUACCACAAGACUUGAUUUCAUUUCAAUAUUUGACUGAUAUUUUAUAACACGAUGACACUAGUAGAAAGUUGCGUGUCUCCCAUCGUUUAGCUAGUGUCAUUAUGUCAUUAGAAUUAUGCGCUUAAAUCCGGCUAGAGUCUUAGAUUAAGCUGCAAUCCCUUGAGCUAUCCAUAUUUAUAAGAUUUCGUUCUUUUCUGUUCUAAUUCGAUUAUUUUGGUAUUUGAUUUGGCAUGAACAAAAUUGACGAAGCAUAUGAAUUCAAUUGGCAAAAAGUCUGUGAUAUUUAAAUUAUGUUAAAAAAAAAAAAACACUUUAACAAAACAAAAACAAAUCUAAAUUAAAUUAAUUUUUAACUGUGGGCCCUUUGUUGUGUAAACUACAAUUUCCUUUGUGCAAUAUUACAAGGUGUCUAACUAUCUAUUCUUAAUCACGUUUGUGCAAUUGACAACUUUUCACUCAUAUCAGCAGCGCGCAUAGAAUUAAAACGACUCAACAAUAUAAAGAAGGCAUCCGGCCUAUACUACAUAAUAAAAUGUAUUACAUAUUAAGUAAAUACAUACAUAUAAAGAAACAUACAAUUACUUAAGAUAUUUUGCUAUAUUGUGUCGUCGGCGGUUGUCACGUAGAAAACGUAUAGAAGAGAAUGGAGUUGUAUUACUUUAUAAGCAGCAAGUGGGUUGUAAUUCGACUACAUACAUUCAUACACAUAAGUUAAUCUUAUAUUUUAUUCCAUGCUCAUACAUUGAAAUAACCAAUUAUUAUCAAACAUACAGUAUUAACCAGAAAUAAAGACACUUGUAAACCUUUAA
Drosophila mojavensis is the source of this 3066-nucleotide messenger RNA. Its product is annotated as mastermind-like protein 2. Gene Ontology annotation, biological process: chromatin remodeling; regulation of DNA-templated transcription. The record is from RefSeq and is a predicted model, not a curated record. Bases 221 to 2098 code for a protein of 625 amino acids. Gene Ontology annotation, cellular component: nucleus; chromatin. The transcript has 5 exons. NCBI's taxonomy places the organism in Eukaryota, Metazoa, Arthropoda, Insecta, Diptera, Drosophilidae.